This is a messenger RNA of Eriocheir sinensis (Chinese mitten crab), 7750 nucleotides long. RefSeq names its product protein piccolo-like. Bases 1835 to 6229 code for a protein of 1464 amino acids. NCBI's taxonomy places the organism in Eukaryota, Metazoa, Arthropoda, Malacostraca, Decapoda, Varunidae. The record is from RefSeq and is a predicted model, not a curated record. The transcript has 6 exons.
GCGAUGGUGAAAUUAGUGUUGGGGUGGUGAUGCUGCGUGGAAAUUGUGAUGAUGUUGAUGGUGAUGGUUACUCUGCGAUGGUGAUGAUGAUAGUGAUAGUCCGUGAAGAUGAUGGUGAUGUGACGAUGAUGCUGUUAAUUAAUGGAAUGGUGAUAAUGCGUGGUGGUGGGGGUGGCAGUAGUGAUGGUGGCAGUGCUAUGGAGGUGAUGGUGAUGGUGAUGCAUGUGGUGAUGGAGGUGCCUGUGCGUGUGUGGUGGGGGUGUGGUGGUGGUGCGGUGGUGGUGCGUGGUGUCAGUCACUGUGUUGAAGAGAUGAUGAUGGAUGUGCGUUUGGUGACAAUUGUGAUGUGGUGACAGGGGUGAAAAUGACGCUUAUUGUACUGAAUGACGAUAAUGAUGAUGAUGAUGAUGAUGAUGGCAGCUGGAGGGAGGGGAGGAAAACAGCGCCAUUAACGACGUGGCAGUGGUAGUGGUUAGUCAGUUUGCAGUGCCAUUAGUGGGUCCCCCUAACGAGUUGACGAUGCCAUUAGACUGAAGAGAGAGUAAACAGUGCCAGAAGUUAACAGCGCCAGAAGUAAGUAGUGCCAGAUGGAUAGUUAACAGUGCCAAGGGAACAAGUGACGUGACUAUGAAAUGCAACUCAAUCAAUCAAUCAGUAAAUAAAUAAAUAAGUGAAUAAAUGAAUAAUAUAGUACAGCAUAAAGUUAACAGUGAUGAGUAGUGAACCGUGACAAAUAUACUAACAGUGCCACGAAGGAAGUUAACAAUGUCAGGGUGAAGUUAUUAGUGCCCUUAGGUAGUUGGAAAUGCCCCAAUCUGAAGUUAAAAGCAAUUAGAAGUUAUCAGAGCAGUGUGAUGAAGUUUGUGGUGACAGAGAAAAGUUAUGAGUGACAGUGUGAAGUUGUUAGUGCGUUCGGGUGCCUGAAAAAUGACCAAUGUGAAGUUAGAAGUAAUUGGAAGAUGUCAGAGAAGUAUGAUGAAGUUUCAGUGACAAAAAAAUAAAAAUAAACAACGAAAAAAACAAACAUUGAUAGAGUGGUAAAAAGAAGAGUUGGUAAUUAAAAUAGAAACUUACAGUGCCAUAGAAAGAAAUUUAAUAAGAGUAUAAUGAAGUUUGUUGUGACACAGAAAAGCAAACAACAACAAAAAAGAACAUUAAUAUAGUGCUAAAAAAAAAAAAAAACUGUAAAUCGGAAAGAGAAACUAACAGUGCCAGGGAAGUUAAAACAGUGACGGUGGAAAGUUGAAAGAAAGUUUACUAGGCUCGUCGAGAAUGAUAUGCAGUGCCAUUUAAUAGUGCCAGGAUCCUGUGGCACUGACGGAAGGGCAUCAACAGUGAGGGAGCGGAGAGAGACGACGGCAGUGACGGCAAUGGAGGCAGCUGAAGGGCAAAAACAACAACAACAAAAGUCCGCUAGACGCUGCUCCGAACAAAAGCAGAGAGAACGAGAGGGUAAAAUAGAGGUUGCAGUGAAGUAAUAUUUUUUUCCAGGAAGAUAAAUAGAAAAAGACAGACCAAAAAAAAAAAAAGAACUGAGUGAUGUAAAAAGAAAAAAGUGAAGAUAGUGAUGGAAAGCCUUUUUAUAACUUCUUGCGUCACACUCUGAGCGCGUGAUGACGUCUUGUGCUUCUCUCCGCCGCUGAAGUGACCGUCGUUUUCUGUGUGUGCUGGAGCCCGCGGAAUCGAACGUCUGGCAUUUAAUGUAAGAAUAAAACACAAAAGACUACAAUAGGAAGCCUUGGAAUCGAACGUCUGGCAUGUGGCGUGCGGCGAUACCAUAGAAAAAUAGACUUGUUCGUGAGCGUGAGGAGCGCAGCACAGCGGGGGAGCAGCCAUGGAGGGCCGUACGUGGGAGGGACUCAUUCUCAUGGACAGAGAAAACCUGGACUCGGAGCACGGGCGCGACGAGUAUCGGAAGGAGGGCGUGCAGGAGACCUUUCAGUCCCUCAUCACCAAGACCUGCAUCUCAUUCACCCACGAGGACGGCCACUUCGAGAGCACGAGCAGCGAGGGUGAGGAGAGUGUGGUGAGUUGCAUCCUGAAGAACGACGUAGAAGAGACUCACUUUAAGAACACCAGCUGCGGAGGGGUUAAGGAGAGUGAGGGAGAGGAGAAACAGAUGAGGGAGGGGAGAAAUAACAAGCCUGGGGAUAGAGAACUCUUUGGCGAGGAUGAUCACUUCGAGAGCUCCAGCGACGGCGAAGAAAGCGUGGAUGGCAGCGGACUGAAGACGGAGGAGAAGGCCGAGGGGACUGAUCCAUACAGCGAGGACGUGGACACGGUAAUCGAGACCCACUAUGGAGAAUUUUACGUUGACAAUACAGAGGACGAGGACUCGGUUAAUGCAGAUAAGACCCACCAUGACCAGAUAUCCCAAAGCGUUGCGGACAAAGAUGAGAAAGCAACGACCUUCAGCGAGGCUCACCGUGUCCCUCCGAAGUCCUGCGAGGCUGAAAGAUUAUCCUUCUGUAGACAAUGCGAGGAAGGACCCAUCUGCUGUGUCGACCUCAGUGACGGGGACGCAAGGGUGACGGAAGAGCAUACUAGCGGCGGCAGGGAGGACUAUGGAAAGGGUGAAGGUCCGCAGGGAGGUAAAGAAGUAUGUGCCGUUGAUGUGCUUCUUGGUCAUGGCGAAGAGGGAGAGGAGGAGCGUAAUGAUGUGAGGGGAGAACUUGUCAUGGGCAUUGGAUCACAGACAGGAGAACAAGAACAUGAACAGCAACAAGAGCAGCAAGAACAACAAGCCAAACAAAUGAAGAAAGAAGACAAACAGGAAGAAUCACAAACAGGAGAAGAUGAGGACGCGGAAGACUACCUCACUGAAGACGAAGAAAGCGAUGACGGGAGUGACAGCGGAGGGUACAGCUUGGACGAGGCACUAUCAUCAUCACAAUCAGUAGAGGACAUCAGCGCCAACGAGACUCAGCUGUACGAACGAGAAUCUGACACUUACUAUCGAUGUCAGGAGCCUCUUGAAGUGAUACUCGAGAUUCUAGGGGAGGAAGGGGACGACGAAGGGAAACAUAGUCACACUCAGCAUAAGACAAAGGCAUUAGUAAGCUCUGAGGCUCCGAGUGGACAUGGUUAUGGCUCUGAGGACGAGGAUACACUCUGUGGCAGCGAGGAGUUCAGUGCUGACAGUCUUGAGGAUUGUUCUGACGCCACCCAAAGCAAAACUGACAGGCCAAGUAUGAGUAAGGAUAAGUCUAGCAUUGUUACCCCCUCCGAGUGUAGAGAUAUGAAAACACAGAGCACCAGGGCAUUAUUGAAGACCAAAAAUGUGCGCGAGGAGUCGAGUAACACGAGGAAGGACAAGAACAAGAGCAGUAAAUCGAUAUCCACAAGAGUCAAAGGUCGUGAGGUAUCGGAUAGGGACAAACUGAAGUGCCUUACGUCUGAGAUCGAGGCUUAUCUCAAAGAAACGACCCUGCUGCUGGAGAGCGCCGCCAGCCACUGCAGCCCCAAGAAGAAGGACCACUGCAAGGAAACGACGACCACUACGACGACCUCAGACCACACUAACAUGAAGGGCCCAGAAGGGUCUUGCACUGAGGAAACAGAAACAACACUUGACCACGCCAUGACGACCACUGGCUUCGACUCGCCUCCGGUACCAUUAAGGACGAGCUCGAAGUGCAUUGGUGGAGCAGACAUACACGACCAUGACCCUUGUUCCUCACCUUCCCUUUAUACAAUAACGGCCAUGACACCCACUGAUGCACCCUCACCAGACACCACUUCCACUUCGCAAUAUGGAGACUCACACAUCUAUACUAAUAUCACGAAUACUACGAACACCACAGUCGCUUCUUCGCCCACCGCCACCUCCACCGUCACCAGUACUCGCAAUGAGGCAACAGAUAGGAACCUGGCCCUUUUGGAGAGGCUCUGGGCACCCAUCACAAGCUCCCUCAACAACUCCUUCUCCAGCGAAGGGAUAGAGAGCAUGUCCGAGGGUUCAUCACGAGACUAUGUAACCGCGAACUCCUCUUUUGUAACGCUCGAAGGUGACAAGAGCAACAUCGAACUCAGCGUCGAGAGAGAACCAUCGCCACAUCGAAGUCUCCCUCUCAGCGAUGUUACGAGUGUGUACCAAACCGUGAGGGAGACCAGGGAGAUGGAGAGUCAGUAUUUCUCACUACUGGAAGCCUCGAUUGAAGCUGUGGAUGCCUUAGAGUGGGAGGAGAGGCAAAGGGCGGCGCGAGUAGCAUCCCCGACCUUCUAUGUCCCCUCGCAAAGGUCUGAAGAGGAUGAGUACUUCUUCACGAGUCUGGAGAACGCUGGGGACAACUGGCUGACGAUGUAUGAUGAACCUGGGGAGUGCCUCGAGUCCCCCAGCCUAACCCAGCUCUCAUCUCCUCUAAGUGAAGACAACAAGGAAGAGGAAGGGACCAGUAAAUGGGACGGAAUAAGAUCCACUCUGAACCCUCCACCUCGUCCUCCCCCUCCUCCAGGUUUUCUUCUUUCUUCUUCGCCUUAUUCUCCUUUUCCUCCUCGUCUUUCUUCUCCACCUCCACCACCUCCUCCUCCUCCUCCUCGCUCAAGUUUUAAGGAUCUUGAGGAUGAGAGGAUCUACUAUGAGCUAGAAGGAGUUGCCCUUCCCUUCCCUUCCUCCUUCUCUCCAGCACAUCGCCCUCUUCCUCCUCCACCUCCGCCUUCCCCUCCUCCUCGCUCGAGCAGCAUGAACGUGGUGGAGGAGGAGAUCUAUGUGAAUGUUCUUCCUUCCUCAGCUUCACCUUAUCGACCUCCUCCUCCUCGCCCUCCACCUCCCCCUCCACCUCGUAAUCCUCCUCCUCCAAGUCUCCCUCCCCGCCCAGAGUCCCCACCGUCAACCGUCUCGCUCCUGGCAAGCCUCGAGAAUCUCUGCAUGACUUGGGACAUGAAGAAGCGAGAUCGGGAAGGAGGGAAUGAUCGGGAGGAGACACGGAGAGCAAGCGACUUCGAAGUUAAGAAGAGAACCUCAGAAGUACUCACUAACUCCGUGAACACUGCUGACGAAGGGGAUUUGAGUUCUCGUGAUCCUCUGAUAAGCGAAGCAAGGGCAACGAGAGUGCAUGAUGGACCUGACGUCACCUCGGGCGUUAAUACAGAGAAGCCGAAUAGCAAAGUUACCCAUGGAAGUGCUGCAAGUCAGCCAACGAGAGAAAACGUCAAGUCUCUCCACAAGAUCGGGGUAACUAACAAAAUCAUCUCUAGUCAGGUAAGAAUAAGCGCCAAACUCGAGGAGAUAUUCAGAGACGCAGAGCGAGAGAUGCGAACAUUGACAAACAAACAAGCCCUGCAGACACCCACACGCCCUGAAGCAGCUUGUAGGAAGGACGAGGAUAAGAACACAAUCAGGGAAGAGGAGAAUGAGUACCUGAACGAAAGGUUACAAGAGGCGAGAGAUCUUCAGAAACAACUUGAUGAUAUCUUGAGUGGUAUGGAUGCUAUGUACGAGGAGCACCUGGGAAAGCUGAGCACACUGAACGAGGAACACCAGACCCACGGAACAGGGGCACAGCGAGGCACACAGACGAAGACGCAGAGCUCUGAGAGGACAGCGUUUCAGGACAUCCUCAACAUCUCCGAGGAUUUGAAGCAUAUUUGUAUGUUUCACGUGAACAAGACGGAAGGUGGGGAGUACAGGCUCUCUGAUAUCACUUCUUCCACCACCUCCUUCACUCCACCUCCUGCGUCCAUUCAUUCACCAUCAUUCAACCAAAGAGGCACUGAAGAAACGACACCCAAGUUACUAAACACUCCAGUAGGUGACUCAGUACGCAAGGGCGGCUACGAGAUGUCUUCAGGAGUACGAGGUGUGACUCCAAUACGCCAGCAGCCUGAAGGAGAGGCAGCCAGUCAUUCUGUUCCUGAAGGAGGCGUGGUGGAAGACGACUUCGACGACGACUCCGCCAGGCUUCUCCGCUUCCUUCAGGACCUUCGAGCUAAGAACCUUCAGUGCUACGAGCUGCCGCUGAAGUACCUGACGCAGCUGAUCCUGUACACUGCUGACGGAGGCGCUGACGGAGGGGCUGACGGUGCUGCUGCGGGCACGUUGACCACGGGGACGAAGACGACCCGCCACGACAUGGGAAAGGCCACGCGUCCCCGCCAGGCCGCCUCUCGGUUGCCAGACGCCGCAGGAUCGACGAGUCUCCCAGGGCAAGUACCGCCGCCCCCGCCCCCCUUGCUCUGCCCCGGGUACUUGGCUGGGCUGAGGGCACGGACGGCGGGAAAGACUCAAUAACAAUCCCGAAAUAUCCCGAGAAAACACGAGAAAUUAAGUUAACUAUCACUAACGAUGUGUUGUAAUGAGUUACGUGAGUGUAUCGUUGUGGCAUUAUACGAUCGAGGGACUGGUGUGUGUGUGUGUGUGUGUGUGUGUGUGUGUGCCGCCUCGCGCGUGGGGUCAGCCAGCGUCUCAGCCCCCGGAGUCAGUAAGGCGGGCGGGCUCGUGGAAGGCGGUGCAGUGUGUGUGGUUCUCGCUGUGCUCUCGUCACUGCACGGUACACACGCACGUACACAGACGCACACACAUACACGCCCAUAGACACAUAGAGGCGGACAUUAAAAACAGUGGGCCGUUGAACAGGCAGCAUUGAAAUUACUCUCACACACACACACACACACACACACACACACGCACACAGUUCAAACACACAAAAAUGCCUGGAAAUGCCAAACUAUUGAUUGAUAUAUAACGACAACAGCUUCAGUGAUCGAUUUGAAGGUCGGUUACCUGGUUACAGUACCUGCUUACCUGUAUUGCCGAUGCCACUUGAGCGGGACACCUGACUGGGAAUACAUCAACGAAGGACACGAAGCCGGCAUACUAAGUGUCAAAGUGAUCCCUGAAGGUGUGAGUCAUCGGUUACCUGGCACCCCCCGUUACCUGGCAGUCAUUACCUGUGUGCCUGACCCUGCAUGUAUGACCGCACCUCACCGCCAAGACACAGUGCUGGUGAGCUGUGAGUGUCUUAUAGUGAUUUCUGAGGCUAAUAAACGAUUCCUGGGUGCGUUAAAUGAUCACCAAGGGCGUUAAUGAUAACCAAAGUGCGUUAGUUAUCACCGAGGUGCGUUAUCGUUGGUCUAAAGGCGAAUAGAAUGACGAAAAACGUAGAAGGUGACCCCCAAGUCUACAAAAUCACCGUGCGUUAAUACUGACCCGAGAGUGCGUUAGUCACCUCAAAAUGCAUUCCUAUUAAACUACGAGUGCGUUAAACUUCACCAGGGACGUUAAUAUUGACAAGUGCGUUCAGAAUCACCAAAAAUUGACCCUCAAGUGCAUUAGUGGUGACCUGGAGUGCGUGUGAGUGGUGACAAGUGUGUUAGCAAAGCCUCUGAGGUCCCUGAAGGAGAGGAGUGAGAACCAAGACGAUCACGACCACUACAUCAUGUCAGUGUGUGUGGUGGGUGAAGGCGCCGGCGGGGAGACAACUGCACCGGCGGGAGGAGGAGGAGGAGGAGGAGGAGGAAGCGUUGGGGAUCUAGUGGGGGGGACUCUAUGCAUACGGGUCGGGUCCCCAUGUCCACCAUCCUCCUCGUCUUCCUCCUACGGUGUUCCCUUCGAUUCUUACCCUCCUGACGGUACCCUGACGCCGGCCACGCUUUCCCACGCCGAGGAAGAGAGCGAGAAUGAGACCGAUGAUGAGGUAAGAUGAGAGUCGCUCCGUGCAUGCGUCCUCGUCCUUAUGUCCUCGUCCUUGUCUGCGUCCUCGUCGGCUUUGCGUGUCCGUUUUCUGUGCAUGUUUGUGUUGUGUUGAGAGCA